GGCGCGGCCAUGGCGCCGGGCAGGGAGCGCUCGCCGCACGGCGAGGGCUGCGCGGGGCCCCGCGGCGACCGGAGGACGAGGAAGCCGCUGGUGGAGAAGAAGCGUCGGGCGCGCAUCAACGAGAGCCUGCGGGAGCUGCGGCUGCUGCUGGCCGACAGCGAGUUUCAGGCGAAGCUGGAGAACGCGGAGGUGCUGGAGCGGACGGUCCGGGGGGCGGGGGGCGCCCGGCCCGGCCCGCGGGGCGGGCGGCGGCUCCUGGAGGCCAGCGAGCGCUUCGCCGCCGGCUACAUCCAGUGCAUGCACGAGGUGCACACCUUCGUCUCCAGCUGCCCCGGCAUCGACGCCACCACGGCCGCCGAGCUGCUCAACCACCUGCUGGAGUCCAUGCCCCUCAGCGAGGGCGGCUGCCCGGACUCGGUCACGGACGUUGUGGCGGAGCCGGCGCUCGGCCCCUGGCCCGCCGGAGCCCGCCCGGGCCCGGCCCUGCCCGCCCCCAGCGAAGAGAGCUGCUCCGAGUCGGACGAGGCGGAGGCCGGGCCGGGCCAGACCCCCACGGACGGACUGGACGCGCCCCAGACGCGGGGCCGGCCCUCGCCCGGCUCGCCCAAAUCCAUGUGGAGACCCUGGUAA
Passer montanus (Eurasian tree sparrow) is the source of this 630-nucleotide messenger RNA. RefSeq names its product transcription cofactor HES-6-like. Gene Ontology annotation, cellular component: nucleus. Gene Ontology annotation, molecular function: RNA polymerase II cis-regulatory region sequence-specific DNA binding; DNA-binding transcription factor activity, RNA polymerase II-specific; protein dimerization activity. The record is from RefSeq and is a predicted model, not a curated record. The transcript is spliced from 4 exons. Gene Ontology annotation, biological process: regulation of transcription by RNA polymerase II; regulation of neurogenesis; anterior/posterior pattern specification. Lineage: Eukaryota; Metazoa; Chordata; Aves; Passeriformes; Passeridae. Bases 10 to 630 code for a protein of 206 amino acids.